This is a messenger RNA of Eremothecium gossypii ATCC 10895, 438 nucleotides long. RefSeq names its product 40S ribosomal protein eS19 (gene RPS19A). The transcript is spliced from 2 exons. Gene Ontology annotation, biological process: ribosomal small subunit assembly; translation. Gene Ontology annotation, cellular component: cytosolic small ribosomal subunit; ribosome. NCBI's taxonomy places the organism in Eukaryota, Fungi, Ascomycota, Saccharomycetes, Saccharomycetales, Saccharomycetaceae. The record is from RefSeq and is marked provisional. Gene Ontology annotation, molecular function: structural constituent of ribosome; RNA binding. Bases 1 to 438 code for a protein of 145 amino acids.
AUGCCAGGUGUUUCCGUUAGAGACGUUCCAGCUCAAGAGUUCAUCAACGCUUACGCUUCUUUCUUGCAAAGACAAGGUAAGUUGGAGGUCCCCGGUUACGUUGACAUUGUCAAGACCUCCGCCGGCAACGAGAUGCCACCACAGGACUCCGAGGGCUGGUUCUACAAGAGAGCCGCCUCUGUGGCCAGACACAUCUACUUGAGAAAGCAGGUUGGUGUUGGUAAGUUGAACAAGUUGUACGGUGGUGCUAAGAACAGAGGUGUCAGACCACACAAGCACGUCGACGCUUCUGGUUCUAUCAACAGAAGAGUCUUGCAGGCUUUGGAGAAGAUUGGCGUCGUUGAGAUCUCUCCAAAGGGUGGCAGAAGAAUCUCUGAGAACGGUCAGAGAGACUUGGACCGUAUUGCUGCCCAAACUUUGGAAGAAGACGAAGAAUAA